AUGCAACAUACAACGGAUCCCGCAUUUGGUGGCGGCAUAUCACUUGUUCCGGUGGACCCGGAAACAAGACGACAGCGCACACAGCAAGAGACGAAUUUGCUGAGUUUGAUCAAUCCGACAUUGGCAGCCAGCUUUGGAAAUACUCAAGUGCAUGACUCUCAGCUUGUUGAGGAACCUGCUGCAGAGGAAGAAGACGAAGAUGGUGAUGUAGAUAUAGCAACCGACUCUGAAGAAGGCGAACUAGACAUCCCAAAGCCGCUACCAAAAGUCCUUACGGCGGCACAAAAAAAGAAGAAAUGGCGCCAGGCCCGCGUCCUGUCCAAAGGCAGGGGUUGCGUGCUCUACACUAUUUCACCAGACGACGUCAAACCCCACGAAUCAACUGUUACCUGGGACCGAGAACCUGAGAUCUUGUGCAGCUACAACUGGUCCGGCACUAACGAUGGUAGCAAUACCAUUUUCGUUCCCGGUGGUCCCUCUAGAUGGACCCCGCAAGCCAUCCCGUACACUGUCCCUGGAGACUUAGGUUUCCACCCCACAGACUACAAUUAUGUGCGACAGCCUCGUGACCCUUUCUCAGCCGUCUUUCACGCCAUGACCCUCAUGAAUCCAGAUUACGCGUUUAACGAAAUCGACAUCCUUGCUGAUCGCAACAAUCUACGCACACUUCUCGAAUUUGUACAAGGCAAGACCGUCGGCCCAUUUAGACUGGAUUUGUAUAUGGUCUUCGGUACACUGGUGAUCGUAAGACGCGAAGACGGCUUCUGGCGUCGCUCUGAUGGGAAAAACUACGGCUUCAACUUCGAGAAACACUUCACUUCUCCAGCGCCAGACAUGACCGACGCGACUUCACACUACCGUGCAAUCAGGUACUACAUGGGUCCUUUGAACGUCGUGUGUCGCUUCGAAGCAGACGCUUGUGUCGACACUGCGAACGACACAUUGUCUGAAUCGGAAGCCAACUCUGUUAUACCGCCCGUACCAAGGGAGCCAGACCUCAUGGAACGCCCACACUUCACGUACCGUGCACCCUUCCGCGUUCUGCAGAAAGGCCACUUGGUCCCUGGCUCGCAAAUGCUCGAGCUGAAGACCCAAGUCGAGAAAACGCGCGAAGACGGCCAAUCGCUCGUGUCCUGUCAAGACCAGCUCUGGUUCGGCCGCACUACGCACCUGUACACCGGGCGCUACGAGGCCGGCACAGGUAGGAUCCUGAAGAUCAAACAAGAAGACGCUACGGAGCGAGUGAAGCGCUGGGAACAGAAGAACCAGCAAGACCUUCAGAAGCUCGUUGGGCUUCUGAUCACGCUGAAGAGUAUGUUGAUGCAGCAGCCAGGGCCGCUGAGAGCUGCGAUCUUGGUGAGGGAGGAUCCCAGGGGCCCCGUCACGCUGCACGAGAUGCUGGACAAGCAGAAUGUCGUGCAAAGACAGUUUUUCGAGCGCCAUUGGAUGAGGAAUCUUCGGCCGAGGCAGUAUGCACAGAAUAGUGGGAGAGGUGGCCAGUACGGUGGCGGCAGAGGGAGAGGCCAUGCUGAUGCGCAAAGAGCACCGGUUAAUGCGCAGAGAGCACAGUCGUAUCGACCGCGGAGCCCUGUGCGAAAGUUCCUCUCGAAUCCUAACUACAGGCGUUUGAAUAUUGAUGCGCAACCGAUGACUCGCCAAUAUGCUAGUCACGAUGCGCCUCAACGAGGCACAGGGCCCCAACGUGGUAGAGGUAAUGCAUCGCGAAGAGGGAGGGGUAGUGUUGAACAGGGUCAAGGCUAG
Ascochyta rabiei is the source of this 1761-nucleotide messenger RNA. RefSeq lists its product as uncharacterized. NCBI's taxonomy places the organism in Eukaryota, Fungi, Ascomycota, Dothideomycetes, Pleosporales, Didymellaceae. The coding region runs from base 1 to 1761 and encodes 586 amino acids. The record is from RefSeq and is a predicted model, not a curated record. The transcript is spliced from 2 exons.